AUGGAGUUCAACAAUCAAUCCCUGCAAUUCAAUGCUGCUCCUACUGCUUCUCCCUUCAUGCCGCUGCAGCACAACUUCAUGCAAAUGCAAGUGCCUCCCCGCUUAUUGCCUCAGAUUAAGCAACACCAGCUGCCACUAGCAAGGAUCAAGAGGGUUAUGAAAGCCGAUGAGGAUGUGAAGAUGAUAAGUGCAGACACUCCAGUCCUGUUUGCAAAAGCUUGUGAGCUUUUUAUUCUGGAACUUACACUACGAUCAUGGUUCCGGGCUGAAGAUGGUAAGCGGCGAGUCCUGCAGAGGUCUGACAUUGCACAUGCUGUUACUCAUUCUGAGGUUCUUGAUUUCUUGCUCGAUAUUGUCCCAACAGAAGAAGCUGAAGCUAAGUUAAUUGAAUAA
This is a messenger RNA of Nelumbo nucifera (sacred lotus), 393 nucleotides long. The record is from RefSeq and is a predicted model, not a curated record. Lineage: Eukaryota; Viridiplantae; Streptophyta; Magnoliopsida; Proteales; Nelumbonaceae.